GGAAUCCCAAACACCCUUUUGUGUAGUUAUCAGAUUGGAAACUAGGUUUGCAAAACAAAGGGGAAAGAAAAGUGUUUAGAAUGGCUGAAAGCAAAGAGAUUUACGAUGUGAAUGCCAAGUGGGAUGCAUAUCUUGAUGUGGGUGUUCGUCGCUUCGUAUACUCCUCCGCCACCGGUCUUCUUGCUGGCUUCCUCCUCUUCCGUUCACCUGUGACACGCUGGGCGUCAGUUGCUUUUGGUGCGGGAGUGGGUAUUGGGUCUGCAUACUCAGAGUGCUCUCAGAAGUUUGAUGCUGUCGAGACACAUGUUUCUAAGUGUUUCAGGUCUUGUCGGGAUUUGCCACUAAUGCUGGUUGUAGUUGUACUAAAGUUCCUAUUAUUCUUUAACCAGGAUUGAUGAUGCUCACUGCAAUCAGAAUCCAACCUUCCAGAGAUGAAGCUUAUGGUAAUCAAACUGUGUUUACAAAAACAAAAAAUCAAUGUUCCAAGAUUUUUAUCAGCUGCUCUACUGUUUUUUGGUUUUGUAACUGAAUAUGAAACGCAAGAGUAAUAAUUUUCUUAUGUGCAGCAACUUCAUCUGCAAUAACUUAUCUCUUUAGUUUGUUAUAUUUGAAAUACUGUUCUCGGUUGUUUUGCACUUUUUUAUUCGGGCUCAUAUCGGGUACACGUAUCAGCUUACAAUGCGUAUGGGAUGAGUUUUGGUAAUUCCUGUUGUAAAACCGUCUAUGUAUUGAUAAAUCCGGUUUUCAUUA
This is a messenger RNA of Helianthus annuus (common sunflower), 750 nucleotides long. RefSeq lists its product as uncharacterized. The record is from RefSeq and is a predicted model, not a curated record. Gene Ontology annotation, cellular component: mitochondrion; mitochondrial inner membrane; MICOS complex. The transcript is spliced from 3 exons. The coding region runs from base 81 to 395 and encodes 104 amino acids. NCBI's taxonomy places the organism in Eukaryota, Viridiplantae, Streptophyta, Magnoliopsida, Asterales, Asteraceae.